CUGGUACAAAGGGAGCUGCCGCCGCUCCUGCUUCCUCCACCGGCUCAGGCUGCUCCCCGCCAUCUUCCGCCCAGCAGGCGCGGCCGGGUCAGGCCGGGCCGGAGCCGAGCUGCGCGGGGCGCGUGAGGCGAGGUGGCGCAGGCCCGGGCCCGGAGAUGAGGCCAGGAUGUCGGUGUCAGGGCUCAAGGCCGAGCUGAAGCUCCUCGAGUCCAUCUUCGACAAGGACCACGAGCGCUUCCGCAUCGUCUCCUGGAAGCUGGACGAGCUGCACUGCCAGUUCGUGCUGCUGCCGCCGCCGCCGGGGAACAGCCCGCCGCCGCCGGCGCCGCUCACCAUCCACUGCAACAUCACGGAAUCUUAUCCCUCUUCAUCACCAAUAUGGUUUGUGGAAUCAGAUGACCCAAACCUGACUUCAGUGUUGGAACGAUUAGAAGAUAUUAAGAAGAGCAAUACUCUGCUUCUUCAACAACUGAAGCGAUUGAUAUGUGACCUCUGCAGAUUAUACAACCUUCCUCAACAUCCAGAUGUUGAGAUGUUAGAUCAGCCAUUACCAACAGGACAGAAUGGAACGACGGAAGAAGUAACGUCGGAGGAGGAGGAGGAAGAAGACAUGGGUGAAGACAUUGAAGACCUAGAUCACUAUGACAUGAAGGAGGAAGAGCCUGUUGAUGGAAAGAAAUCUGAGGAUGAAGGCAUUGAAAAAGAGAACCUUGCAAUUUUAGAAAAAAUCAGAAAGAAUCAAAGACAAGACCACCUAAAUGGUGCAGUGUCUGGGUCAGUCCAGGCUUCAGAUCGACUUAUGAAAGAGCUCAGGGAUAUAUACAGAUCACAGAGUUAUAAAACAGGGAUUUAUUCAGUGGAACUUGUAAAUGACAGCCUGUAUGAGUGGCACGUUAAACUUCUAAAAGUUGAUCCUGACAGCCCGUUACAUAGUGAUCUUCAGGUCUUAAAAGAAAAAGAAGGUGUAGAAUACAUUUUGCUCAACUUUUCAUUUAAGGAUAAUUUUCCUUUUGAUCCACCCUUUGUGCGAGUGGUAUCUCCUGUGCUCACAGGAGGGUAUGUCCUGGGUGGGGGUGCAUUAUGCAUGGAACUUCUUACUAAACAGGGCUGGAGUAGUGCCUAUUCAAUAGAAUCGGUCAUCAUGCAGAUCAAUGCCACUUUAGUCAAAGGAAAAGCCAGAGUACAGUUUGGAGCCAAUAAGAACCAAUAUAAUCUAGCAAGAGCACAGCAGUCCUAUAAGUCUCUAGUACAAAUACAUGAGAAAAAUGGCUGGUACACUCCUCCAAAAGAAGAUGGUUAAUAUUGUGGACUGUUGUACACCUGGACCAAUGUCAAACAGCUCUUUUUUAUUUCUUUCCAACACACACACAGACUCAAGCUACGAGUGCCCCUA
Molecule: messenger RNA, 1393 nt
Organism: Malaclemys terrapin pileata
Lineage: Eukaryota; Metazoa; Chordata; Testudines; Emydidae
Gene: UBE2Q2
Product: ubiquitin conjugating enzyme E2 Q2
Exons: 13
Coding region: 167-1300 (377 amino acids)
Molecular function (GO): protein binding
Source: RefSeq, a predicted model, not a curated record